Styela clava is the source of this 2190-nucleotide messenger RNA. Its product is annotated as N-acetyl-D-glucosamine kinase-like. NCBI's taxonomy places the organism in Eukaryota, Metazoa, Chordata, Ascidiacea, Stolidobranchia, Styelidae. Gene Ontology annotation, molecular function: N-acetylglucosamine kinase activity. The record is from RefSeq and is a predicted model, not a curated record.
UAUCGAGACGGUAUCUGAGGAAGUGAAUAGUAUUGUACCAGAUCACAGUGUAGUAUAAUUUUACACAUGUCCUCUGAACUCCACAAUAAACAUGAUUAUAUAGUGUUGAAUCAUAGAAAAAAAAAAUAAACUCAUUUUCUGUCUUUUAUUUUUUUUUUAAACUUAAUAUUGUUACAAUCCAAUGAAUCCAUUAUUAAAGCUUAAUCACAGUGAAGAAAAUGGUCGGGAGCCUUCGGGCCUGCAAAGGUCUUGCAUACUGACCAUCACAACUCAAUGUUUAAAUUAUCCACUGCACUGCAUUCAGAUAAAAAUCUGUAAUAUUGUCUGUUCUUUUUUAUUUGAAACAUUGUUUUGUGGAAAUAAAAGCUCUCUCUCUAGACCUGCUACCAGUCAAUUAGUUAGCCAGUUAUUUGUUUCAGAUGCAUGAGAUUGAUGGUAAAGGAAAUCAUAAUCGACCAGUGGUUACGUAAACCACUCCACACGAGCGAGAUGUCCAGCAAUCCUUUUGUAGAUGAUUAUCCACACAGGAUGCGGAUCUGCAAAGGGUGAUCACAAGUGAGGGGGCACGAAGUCUGGCCAUCUUCUUGCACAUAAUUAUCCCCCACAGAAGUCAAACAAAUCCAGGGGUACAGUGACGAGCUAUUCCUAGCGCUUCGCAUGAUCAUACAAUGAACCACUUAUAAGUGCUUCCUUCUAUCAAUGCCUAGCUGCCUAACUUUAAUUUGUAUAGGACAAUCGCAUGGGUGACGUAUGAUGCUUUCGCUUAUAUCCAAUUCUUUUCAGUAUUUGCAUCAGCUUAUGAGUUCAGGGGUUUAAACACUUCUGAUAUUCAAGUUACAGAUCCUGUAAUAGUGCAUCCUAUAAUACCUACAUCUACUUACUUUCGUAAAAAGCUUUACAGCAGGCCGAGAAAAUGAGUUUUUAUGGAGGAGUAGAGGGUGGGGGUACCCAGACAAGUGCAGUAAUUUUGAAUGAAAGGGGAGAAGAGUUGGCCUGGGCUUAUGGUGGAUGCUCCAAUGCUUAUCAAGUCGGGUUGGAUGAAGCAACUGACACAAUAAACUCCAUUGUAGAAGAGGCAAAAAAGAAAGCUGGAAUACCAGCCGAGCAGUGCUUGAAAACUCUUGGACUAUGUCUCAGUGGGGCACAAGAGUCUAUGGUAAAUAAAUUUAAUGAAAAAUAUCCAAAGCUUUCCAAUAGCAUUGUUAUACAUAAUGACACUCUUGGGUCACUGGCAACUGUUUGCAAAGGAGGUGGAAUUGUACUCAUUGCUGGUACUGGGUCAAAUUGUAUUUAUGGAAGCGAAGAUGGAAAGGUUACAAGAUGUGGAGGAUGGGGACCGUUUAUGGGGGAUGAAGGUGGUGCAUGGUGGAUAUCUCAUCGUGCAAUUAAAUAUUUGUUUGAUGAUGAUGAUAAUUUAAAUCAGUCUCCUGCUAAAACAGAUGUUGUGCGCAAGCUCAUGCAUGAGUAUUUUAAAGUGAGCGACAAUGAUGGAAUGUUGGAUCAUUUCUACACGAAUGCAAGCAAGACAUUCUUUGCGGGCUUUACUAAAUUGCUAGCAGAAGCCGCCACAAAUGGUGAUGAUUCACUAUGUAAAUUGGUGUUUGCUGAAGCUGGCCGUGAUCAAGCAAAACAUAUUUUAGCAGUACUGCCAGCGGUUUCUAAUGAUUUGUUAGAGAGCCAUGAUGGUUUGCAAAUAAUAUGUGUGGGUUCUGUGUGGAAAAGUUGGCCUCUCUUAAAAGAUUCAUUUGUGUCAUGUCUCAAGCAUGAGUCGAAGAGGAAGAUUUCAGCAAUUACACUUCUUCGUCCAGCAAAGUCAAGUGCUAUUGGAGCAGCUUUACUUGGCUCUAAGGAUUGUGCGGAAGUCAUUGAAAUGGAUUUAACCAACAAUUCUACAUUGCUUCAUAAACAAGCACUAUGAUCAUUGCAAGCAACUGUCAAAUUAUUCAUGAACUGAUUUCAUGGUCAAUUUAUAGCAAUCUUUCAUCAUGUGCAAUUUAUCACCCAAAUCUUUAUUUUUUGAAUAAAUGUAAAAUCGAGAUUUAGUGAGUGCUAAAAGUGAUAUUUUAAAUAAAAUACUUUCUAUUCAAACAUUUGAAUCAGUGGUUAUUAGUUAGAUUCUGUAAUGUUGACAUUAAGAAUUUCAUAUAUUUGCAAUUAAUUACAUAAUUGUGUUUUUAAUUUUUCUCAGAA